UUUCAGUUGGAUGGGACCUUCAAAGACCAUCUAGCUGAAUUGCCUGACCACUUUGGGGCUAACAAAAAGCUAAAGCACAUUGCUGAGUGUAUUAUCCAAAUGCCUCUUGAACACUGAUGGGUGUGAGGCAUCAACCACCUCUCUGAGAAACCUGUUUAUGUACUUGACUAGCUCUUAAGUAAAUAUGUUUUUCCUAAUAAAUAUAAUAAAUGUAUUUUCCUAAUAAAAGUAAUGUCCCAAGCUGAGCUGGAAGGUCCUUCCUGAAGCCUGGGUAAGCUAGAAUGAUUGGGCAGGAUGGUUUCAGCAGCCAGCUUUGAACUGCCUGUGGUGGAAGGCGAUGCUAAUUAAACUUUCAUACAGUGUGGCAGCUCCAGGUGCAAGCAUUUCCCUGACCCUCAAAGCCUGGAUCCUUCCUUGUCUCUAGUUUGAUGAUGAGCUUUGCACUGAUGUUCAGAUAUCCUCUACUGUGCUUGAAAUUCUAUUUUAUUUCAUCCCUUAAUUGUGAUCAACUGUGGGGACAGCCAGUUGUGAGGUCAUAGAAAUUUAGUACUGUCUGUGACUCCUGGAUUGGAGAAAUUGGAGUGUAUAUUUUUUUUCCAGAAGAAAAGUGUUGGACGCAUGAAGGAUGGGGGGAAUAAAGCUUUAUCAGCUCCACAACUUUCAGUGGUAGUUUUUUAUCUAUGUAUUUCUAAGUUUGACUGGAAGUUGCUUUGAUUGAAAUGGCAAGAGGUGGACUUGAGGUCUGCAGUCAGUUCUUAGGGAAAAGUCUAUCAAAGAUCUUUGACACUGGUAAUGGGCAAACAUCACCUUGAGUAACGGAUUUCAAAGGGAUGGAGACCACUUGAAAUGUUCCUAAUAUCUGCAUGGUAGUGCACAAAAGCAUAUCACUAUGCCCAGGCUUCUAAGCUGUCUCUGUUCUGCCAUGUCCUUGUUGCCUUUGCUCAUCCACUCUGCGGCCUCGUGAAGACCUGCUCCAGGCAUGAAGAUCCUGUACCUGCUGUUCCCCUUCUUCCUCUUGUUCCUCCAGAGUGCUGCAGGAUCCUCCCGGGCUCUAGGAAAAAAGGAAUGUUUACGUCGGAAUGGCUUCUGUGCAUUUCUGAAGUGCCCUACCCUCUCACUCAUCAAGGGGAAAUGUUCAAGAUUUCAACUUUGCUGCAAAAGUAUAUUGGGCUGAAGAGCCGGACUUCCCAAGCAGGACAUUGCUCUCGCUUCUCAAUUCUGGCAACAUCCCCCACUGGCCUCUUCCCUUCCCACCUCUGCAGUCUCCCAUGGUGUGACCGUGGCACUGGAAGCUGAAGACAUCCCAGCGUGGGCCUGCAGUUAUUUGCCCAGGUGCUGCUUUUCCCUUCUGAAUAAAGGCGU
Lagopus muta (rock ptarmigan) is the source of this 1362-nucleotide messenger RNA. RefSeq names its product antimicrobial peptide THP1-like. Gene Ontology annotation, cellular component: extracellular region. The transcript is spliced from 3 exons. The coding region runs from base 980 to 1174 and encodes 64 amino acids. Lineage: Eukaryota; Metazoa; Chordata; Aves; Galliformes; Phasianidae. Gene Ontology annotation, molecular function: CCR6 chemokine receptor binding; chemoattractant activity. Gene Ontology annotation, biological process: cell chemotaxis; defense response to bacterium. The record is from RefSeq and is a predicted model, not a curated record.